GGGGAGUUGGAAGUAAUGUUUGGAGAUAUGCCAUUGAGUAUGCAGUCUGCUCAGAGUGUUAUGCUUCUUGAUGAGUACCAUCUGGAUCUGUAUUAUGUUUACUGUCAUCUCGCACAUUCAGGAUGUAAAGUAGUGCGUCAUCAACCACAUAUCAGAUUUACAAAGUAUGAAAAACAGAUUCGCCUCGAUCAGCAUCAGGUGAAGAAAAAUAAGAAAAAGCAUAAGUUGAAAGUUGAAUCUUCAAAGGAGACAUCACAAGAAAAUGUAAGAGAUGUACAAGUGUUACCAGAGAAAUUAGAAAAGGAUGAGGAAGUGGUAGAAUUAGAGAAGCCAAACUUGGAUGCAGCUCUCAAGGAUUUUUACUCUGUUAUUGGAGAUGAUAUACCUUCUUUGACUGAAACAGACAAUACAGAAGUUUUAGAGAUUACUAAAACAGAUUGUAGUAGUGAGAAAGUUUCAGAAGGGUAUGAAGUUGUUAAUUUGUCAGAGGAUAUGAAUGAUUAUGAACGAAAAAGACAUGAGUAUUUGAAUAGGUUUCCUUGUAUGUUAGGGAUGACCUCUCAGAUUAUUUAUGCUGAAGACCCUGACCUUCUCCCUGAAAAUUCUAAGCCAGUUAAAGAAGUCUAUAAAAUUUCUCUUGAAAUUCUCAAUUAUUACAGUAGGUAUUUAGAUGAUGGCAAUCAAAAUAAUAAUUGGAAAUUUGAAAAGAGAAAUAAUUGGAACAGAGGCCAAUGGAAUGCUUCAAGGCAGCAGAGAAAUAAUAGAAGUAGAUUUCAAGGUUUUAAUGAUGCGCACGGUAGGUCUUACAAUGAUGGUAACUGGCUUAGAGGUGGGGGAAACAGCGCUAACAGGGAGAGUAGACUUAGUGGUAGAGGCACUGGAAUGUAUAUGACCAGGGACCAGAUUGUUAGGGGGGAAAAUGAAGAUAAUAUAAGUGUUGACAAAUUUUUGUCCACUGUAAGAAAUGAGAACUUUGAAGCAGAGUAUAAUAGUGGUGUAUGUAACAGAUCAGGUGAUGAUGCCAGCAGUACUAGGAUGAUAAUAGAAAUGAGAGAGAAGGGUCCAAGAGAGAGGUAUAGAUUUAGUAAUGAUGAUGAUACUUUGCAGAGCAGUAGAGUUUUAGAAAGAGGGUCAUUGCAUUACAGUCGUGUACCUGAGGGUUCUCCUAAUAGAGGAGACAACAUACCACUGGAAAGCAGAUGGGCUGAAAAUGGGAAAUAUUCUGGAAGACAAAGUAAAAAUACAAGGGAUGGUAAUUCAGAGGAAAGGAGGGUUAAUUGGCCUAAUGAUAUAAGAGAGAAUAUUCACAGCAGAAGCAUUAUUGAUCAAAAUAUUUAUGGUAGAGAGAGGGAAAGUAUUGAUAAUAUGAGGCAAGCAAUUCGAAGGGAAAGUAGCAGCAGAUGGCAAGAUGAAUAUGAGAGUGAGAAAAGGGCAAGAAUGAGUAGUGAAGUUCCAAGGGGGAGACAGGAAAUUUUAGAGAGAGAGAGUUGGGACAGGACUAAUCAUAGGAAUGAUGAAUGGGAAAGACCAGAAAAGGUCUCAGAAGAGCAUUGGAGUAGAACUGGGGUGAACGACGUUGAUAGACAGGAAAGUCAGAGUAGUCUGUCAGAAAAUUUAAGGGCCAGAGCUGAGCAGAGUUAUGAUGUCAGAUGGGAUAGACAGGAAAGACCACAUGAAAAAAGGUGGGAUGGAACCAGCAUGGACUUUGAUAAUAGAGGGGAAAGGUGGGCAAGGUGGCCUGAAGGUAGACAAGAUUUGGACUGUAGAAGGGCUGGGUAUAGUGAGCCAGGAGCAGAGUGGCAAAGAAACGAAUUUCGGCAUGCAAAAAUAGAUGUAAAUGAAUCUUUAAGAGAGUGGAGGGGUGAUGUGAGGAACCCUGAGUGUAUACAAGGGAAAGUAAGUGAUAGGCAAAGGGAUAAAUGUAUGCAACAAGAUGAGAUAGAUGAGGAAAGAAGGGCUGAUGAAAGAUAUCAGUACUGGAGAAAAUCUCAAUGGGGUUAUGACAAAAGAAACGAUAGAAAUAUUUAUAAUGCUCAUCAAAGUGAAAGAAUGGAUUCUUGUGGCAGGAGAUCAAGUGAAUACCAAGGAAGUGCAAACAGAUUCCAAAGUCAUGAAAACAGAACUUACUCAAGUGGUACAAGAAAACCUGACUGGCAUCAGCAUGAUGAUAGAUGGUCAGAUCAGAACUCACAAAGUGAUAGGGUUUGUUCCAGUGGUGAAGGCAGAUCAGAUUAUUCUGAAGAAAGUUUUCGAAUCAGAGGUCAGGACCCUCAUGAAAAUUGGGGCUCACCACAUACCUUAGAGAUUCUCCUGAUUGUCCUGGACUCAUCAUAUUCAAAUCAAACACCUUAUGAACCUGAAGUGGACUUGACAGUCAGACCAGAAUGGAAAAAUAAAAGAAGAAGAAGAAAUAAGGGUGGUUAUGACACCUAUCCAAGUUACUUGGUUAAACUGUCGGUGAAAGUUAAUUCAUGGAAGGAGUACAAGGAUAUUGUUAAUUCCAUGUCUGAAGGAAAAAUUCUAAAUCAAGGUCUUGGUAAAGUUUUGUGGAGAGGGCCUUCAGUACCACUCAUCAAACCUUCCAUGGCAUCUACUUUAGAAAAUAUUUUGAAUAAUUGUUGUAUCAAGGCAGAGGAGGAUGCCAACCCAGGUGAGGGACAUCCAAUGGAGGGUUACUUGGUGUUGCAUUAUGAUGUGUAUCUUCCUAAUAUGGUCUAUAGAAAAUCAAGUCCAUCCAUCCCUGGUAAAAGAAUUACUGUGAUAAGAAAUGGUGCAGUUCCCUCAUUAAAACAGAUUCAGGAAGUUACCAAAAGGUUUCCAGAUGAGGCACCUGUUGUUUGUGCUGUUGUGACAGUGGGAGAAGUAAGACUGUACACAUUAUCCCCCAUCACCAUUCCUUCUAGUUGACAAAGCUUGUUGAAAGAAAAAUCUUUAUUGUAUAUACAGAUAUUUAUAUUGUAAAUAUUGUAUAAAGCAGGCUUUUAUACAAUGAUGUGUAUUUAAGACUUUGUACUGUGGUUUUUGAAUAUUUGUAUUUUAGCUACAAGGUAUGUAAACCAAACAGCUGUAGCCAUAUUGAGAACUUACACAGUUUUGACAUUUUUGCAGACGUGCAGUUUUGACAGAUUGUAUUACAAUGUCUGAAUUCUCAUGGUAAUAUUAGUAGUGAACUGAUGCAGUAAACAUUGUGAAUUUUACAUAUUGGAUUUAAAAACGCUUUUGAAUUGUAACCAGUAUACAAAACGAAGUAUUAUCAGUCAGUUUCUAUAUCUUGUAAUCAAUGAUAUAGGUACAGGCAGUCCCCUGGUUCCAUCAGGCUCGGGUUAUGUCAUUCCAGACUUUUGGCGCUGCUAACCACAAGUUUUCAGAGCUGUAAGUGGUUUUACGGCACUGUAACCUACUUCACGGCGCUGUAACAGCAUGGUUAAGUGCUAUUUAUUACCAUUAUAGUUAUGAUGAUUCGGGUUAUGGCAACUUUCGGCUUACAGUGCCCUGCUGGGAACGGAACCCCUCUGUAACCUUGGGACUGCCUGUAUAUGAAAUUAAGUUUUGAGAAUGGGAAAAGUACAAAUUUUUAAAGUAAUUUGUAUUUUUCCUAACAUACAAACCUGAAGGUCUUUACAUAAGGGUAUUAUUUGAAGCGUGAGCUAGAAACUGCCAUUCAACUUUUAAACAAAGUAGUUAACUACUACUGGUAGGGAUGGGAGCCCUGCCCACCCAUCAGUAUGCACUCACUUUGCCUUUUGGCCCAGGUAUCAGAAUGAGGGGUGGCUGAGGUAGGCAAGCAAGAACACAGUCUUGAGGGGUCAGACCCCUGUCCGACGACUCUCAUAAAGGCUCUUGGAGUGCACGGAGUCACGUCCCACUAAGGGGGCCCCCGAGUUCCUUGGUAGGGCAAGACUGCUCGAAGCUUCUCAACAGCAUAGAGAUCUCCCAUAAGAAAGAGAGAUCAAUGCCUUUCAGUUGAAGGACUUGGCACAAGGCAGAUCUGUAGCCCUUAAUAGCUAAGACAGAGAGCUUCUUCUCAUGGCAAAGAAAGAGAAAAAAAGUCCACUACCUGCUGAAGAGUAGCUUCAACGGUAGGUACCCCAUUAAUGACACCAACCAAAGAAGACAGCUCAUUUCCACUGGUACACAGCUGCAGAGAAUUUACAAAGGUAUUUAGACACUCUCAUGACACCUAUAUAUCAAUAUCACAACCAAACAAAAGUAUGGAAAGGUCAAAUGGUCAGUCGGGCAGAGAAGACAUCUACACUCGAUGGCAGCCAAAAGUAAAGUGAGUGCGUACCGACGGGUGAGUGGGGCUCCUAACCCUACCAGCGAUAGCUAACUUGUUUAAAAGUUAAACCACUGUUCCCAGCUCAUGCUGCAAGUAAUAUCCUUAUGUAAAGACCUUCAAGUUUGUAUCUAUAUAAAAACAAAGAACUAAAUAAACUUUAUUUUGGUCUACAUGUAUUUGAAAAUUUCUGCUUCUUGAUUAUUAUAAAUGUCUGAAUAGAACUUUAAAAGUUAAAUUUUGUUUGUAAUGAUUUGCAGUGUAUAAGAAAUAUAUAACACUUCAUAAUUUUUUUUUUAUCUCCGAGAGGAUUCAUUUAUUGUCCAAAGAUAUGAGUAAACAAAUUACUUGCAUAGUCUUCAUUUUUGUUCUAGAACAUAUCCAGAUAUGUUACCCAAUUAUUUAAAUGCAAAAAUUGUAAUUACUAUACGAAGGAAAUAUGAAAAAAAAUGAAUGACAAAGUAGCAUUAUGUUUUUCCGUAAAUAAAUGAUUGUGUGUGUGUUUGUAUGGUGUUUUUACGUUGCAUGGAACCAGUGGUUAUUCAGCAAUGGGAUCUAUGGCUUUACGUGACUUCCAAACCACGUCGAGAGAGAACUUCUAUAACCAGAAAUACACAUCCCUGACCCCUCACUGCCAGGCCAAGACCAAACUGACCAUGCCACCGAGGUGCUGUAAAUAAAUGUUAGUCAAGAGUUCAUUCCCCUGCCAACCACCCCCAACCUGUUAAGCAUCACUAACAGUAUGUCUCAGUCGCCCACCCCUUAUCACGCCGCCUUUGAUCGAGUAACAUUUUCCAUCUUUCAAGGAUGGUACUGUACUAAUCUAGCUUAGAAAUGCACUUUACAUUCAUACAAAUUGGUAACACUAUCGAGCUGAUUUUGGGAUAAAUGACAAAUCGUUUUUGUAACAGACAGUCUGACAGAGGACAUCCACCUCUUUUCCCAGUAUGCUUUAGGCUUUCAUUGAUAAUUGUUUUUUGUUUUGAUCUAAUUUAUUCCCCAUAAUGAUCAUUCUCAAGCAAAGGAAAAAUCUUUUGCCCAGGAAAAAUCUUUGCCUGACGAUUACUACGAGACUGAGUAGCAGCUCAGACGACUCUUAACAGACUGAAGAUUUAUCUGAUUCUAAAGAAAACCAUGAUUUACAUUCUAGCAUCACAUUACCAAGUGACUGAGCAGUAAGCCAUAAAGAGAGGCGUCCUUUACUAAUUGUUCACUCUAAUGUGUAAAAUUUACUGUUCAGGAUGAGGGAAACCCCAUGGAGGUUUUUUGAUGAUGAAGCCAUGGAGCACACUAACAGAUUUGCCAAAGUUUCUAGAUCAAUAGCGUAUACAGAAAGUUUGCCUACAAUAUCAUGUGCACUAAAAUGGUAUAAUACAAAUGUAAAUGAAAUUAAACCAUUUAUCACUACUGGCUGUAUGUUUCAGGGAAUGGCAGACAAAACAAUUUUUUUCUUUUUUACAUUUCAUGAUUGUAAUCUUUGGGAUAUAAAAUUGAAAAAAAUAUUAAUUUUCUUAUUCUACCUUAUUUGAUAUUCUAAUGUUUACACAAUGUCAGUGUAAAAAAGAAUAUAAAAUAGCAUAAAAAUUAGCAGAGACCAAAUGAAUGCUCUGUUAGCGAGAAAAUGUGACCAUACCAGAGCGGCGACAUCUCCCAUAAGUGAAGCCUGUCAGAUUAAUUAUGUAAUUUUGGGAUUAAAAUUAAACUUAUACAAAACACAGCAACAUAAAUGUUACAUAAGUAAAUAAAAAAAUAUCAAGAAAACACCAAAAAUUAUCCUAAUCUUGGCUGCUGGUUUGUGCAAUUACUUCAAGCUGUGCUUACAAAAGCAGCGAGAUAUUAUUAUUAGUAUUAUUUUAUUAAAAGUAUUGGCUACUAAAGCAGCAUAGCUUAUAGAGAUUCUUCUCUAUUUCCCAUGCUACUUAAACAGGCUAGUUGAGCGCCUAUGGAGGUCCUUCUCAAAUGCAGGGCCAAGAUUGGUGUAUAUAUUUCUAUUAGAAUUUUCUUACGUGUAAACUAUGAUAUCAUAGUUAUCAAAGUCAAUAAUGAUUCUCUCUCUCUCUCUCUCUCUCUCUCUCUCUCUCUCUCUCUCUCUCUCUCUCUCUCUCUCUCUCUCUCUCUCUCUUUUUCUUUUAGCGAGCUUUUGUAUCGAGCUGCCAAACAUCCUUUAGGCUAGGAAGCUGAGGGUGGACUGCUUCUGGCGUGGUGUCCCUUCUUAUAUUCGGGGUCAUCAGCAGGGGGUUCUGACCCAUGCCGAUCUCUUAUUGGUUGAUGGCGGCAAGUCAGGAUUUUCAUUGAUUGCUUGGGAGUAUCUUGUUCGGGGUCGUUGUCAUCUGUGGAGUUGUCACAACUGGCAGUGUCAUUAUUGGGUGCAGGUCUUCUCAUACUCGUGGGGAGGAGAAAUACUUCCUGUGUCGUUUUCAGCGUUGGUUUUAUUUGCUGGAUGAGAAGGGCCUCCAGCAGGCACAAUCAGCGGCUGUCAGAGCCCUUCCUGAUGAUCUUAGUUUUCUGGAUGAUAAUAUCCUGAGAGAUAUUUUCUUGGUGUCCAGUGCGGGCGUGGUUUUUUAUAGCCCCUCCUGGGCGUGGCAGAUCAUCUUCGACAGGUACAUGCUGCUCAUACCGACAUACACACCGCUGCAACCGUGGACUGGACAUGUGUACUGGUAUACCACAUACAUCUGCUUCAGGGUGUCUCAUAACUGCCAUGAAGGGGUUAUUCUUCAUAAUUAUGUUUGCAUCCUCCGAUUUUGGUAGUAGUAUAUAAUUAAGUCUGUUUUCUUGGUGUCGCCUAUCAGGUUUAAUUUUCACGUAUAAUCUUUACGAGUCCUCUUCUUCAUGGUAAUGGGAACUCACGAAGGCUUUAUAGUAUAGUACAGCUUGAUGUUAUCAUUAUUAUUCAAAGGAUGAAACCUAUUCAUACUGAAUAAGCCCACAGGGGCCAGUGACUUGAAAUUCAAGCUUUCAAAGAAUAUGGUGUUCAUCAGGAUGAAGUAAGAGGUAAAGGGAAAUACAUAAAGAGAUCCCACUUCUUAAAAAAAGAAAAAAUUAAUAGGUAAAAUGUAUUAAAAUGCAAGGGCAGAGAUAUUGACAGCAAUAAAUGAACAAAGUCUUGCUACUGUCUAGUACAAGAGUUGAAGACCCAAGGGUUGUGCAUGUAAUUAGAUUACUUGCUGCUGUUUCUGUCUUACAGGCAAGACUGAACAUCUUGUACCAUAUAGAAUGAGAAAGGACUUAAAAAACAGAAAAGAAAUAUGGAAUGAUGUAAACAUUUUAAAAUUUACAAAAUGAAUAUGAAUUUGAGGAUAUACUAAAGAAGGACCAAUAAGUGACAUCUGCAGAAGCAAAAAACUUCCUUCCAUAUACACACAAUGAUUCUCUAAAAUCAGUCAACACAGAUGACCAACCAAAAUAUAUAACAAUGUAAUAAAGGAAGUGAUGGAAUCAGAAGAAAAUCUAAUAAUAACAAAGAAAUUUAUGCGCUUUAUUGUGAAAAGCCUUAAAUAACAUUGCUGAAGCAUAAUCGUUACGAAUGGGAAGAUGUGCUGAUGAAAAGGUCUCAAUAAAAUUUAUCUAUAAUUGUCAAUUUGGCUUUGUCACAAGAAAAUUGACCAUACAGACCAAUUUUAGAAUAAGACAAUUACAUAAAUGUACCAAGGAAUUUUAGCCUUUAACAAAUUAAGAAUAACAAAACAAUAUGACUGGCAUGGCAAGGACAGAGGGUACUUAAGACAUUGAGCAAGUGAUGAUCUUGUACUGUAAUAAAAGACCUAGGGUGGCCUUACACUAUAAUAAAGACCUAGGAUGAAGAUUGUUUUAAAUGUACAAAAAUAAUUUGAGAUGAAUAUUUGUACCCAUCAAGGAAUCAGCCCUGAGUAUUUUUUUUAUACCAUAGUUUUAAAAAAUAAUUUUACCAAACAACUGAUCUCUGUUGCAACAAGACUCCUCUAUUUUGUCAAAGUACAGUAUGAUACUACCCCUGCAAACGGAUGCAAACAGGGAGCCUCUGGGAGUCCUGUACAUGGUUGACCAUAGGUUAACAGCAGAAUUAAAAGGUGCAAAAGUGGAAUGGAAAAAAGAAGACUUCAUGGGCAGUUGGAGUUCAAUCCUCCAGACACGUGACAAAAUAGUAAUAACAAAGAUUUACAAUAGUUUACACAAUACAUACCUGGGAGCCAUUUUCAUAUAAAGUAAUUAAUAUCUUACUCAAAUAAGUAUUUAUCAUUUAGUUUAAACUAACAGUUCACUUAUGACUUAAUUUCAGCUAUAUCCGCAAAAUAAAUUGCUUCCAAAUACAAUUCAAUAUUGUACAGUAUGGCUAACAAAAAUAUAGCCGACUGCAACUGCAGUUGUUCGACCUAGUUUUAUAAUGUUCUGCUUUGAAUUUACAAUACGCUACACUAUUACUUACCCUCUCCCCAUGUAGUAUUUUUGUUGUCAUGCAUCUCGAAUGCAACUCAGUACAAUAUAUUUACAUAUAUAUUUUUCAGUCUGUGUAUAUUUACAGGUAUUGUAUAUGCAUACAAGCAUGGACCGCUUUAAGGUAUACUAAGCACUUACUGUACAUCUGCUUGCCUUUCUCUGUCUCUCUCAGAUAUUACUGUAAGAAAUACUAUAUACUGUACUGUUGAACCAAACAAAUACUUCGUUCAGUUUUCUUCUGAAGAUGGAAAAAGAAACCCAGAAAAUUAUCAUACUGUGUAUAACAUGUUUAAUUGUAAACAUUUACAAGUAAACAAGUUGUACACAGUAAUUUUAUGGGUUUCUUUUUCCAUACUGUACUGCGUUCAUGUCAAUAAAAAUACUGGAGCAAAGAGAGAGAGGGAUGGAGGACACAGAUGUGCACAAUAUGAGUAUAUCUUAAAAUUAAAAAUAUGUGGAACACUACACUACUAUAUUAUAUACAGUACUGCAUUAAAUAAAUGUCAUACAUACUGUACCAAAGAUAGGACCCAUGUGGCUGUAGUGACUGGACAUUUUAGUCUAAGUGAAUUGCCAAAUUCUAUUGGUAUUUAAUGGAUUAAAUGAAGUUUCAAACUCAUGGGGUGUAAUGGAGGUAGGCUUAGGCAAUUGUUCUUUUUUAACCAUGAGACAAAGAAGUUGGUGCAGUUGCUUUAAAAAAUGGCACGUGGAACUUUUCUUAUACACUCCGUUAACAAUGACUUCUUAUUUUGUUGUGGAACUUUUCUUAUACACUCCAUUAACAAUGACUUCUUAUUUUGAAGUACACAUGCAAGUGCAAUUACUCUUCUUGAAGCAUGGCCUCAUCAACUUACAAAAAUUCAGAAAAGGAAAUUUUAAUAGAUGAGAGUAACAAUGAUUUGCAAUAGUUUGACUGGCUAUUCUGAAUUACAGGUACAGUACAUAUAUUUACAACAAACUUUAUUUAACCAAACAUCUCAGAAUUUCUGAGCUCAAGAUUGCUAAACGAACAGUGAUACUUUCACCAUAGUAAUCAACUUUUCAACACAUAUGUUUACUUUAAGUACAAAAUCAUGAAAGUCUGCACCGAUAUAUUUGCGAGUGAAACAAUAGAUGCAUGAAUUUUGUUGGUGACAUGAUUGCAAAUCCCACACCUGAUAAAGAACCUCCAUGUCUUAUAAAUUCUACUGUAUGUAAUGAUGUUCUGGGGUAUAUGCAUUGUUUUUAAAUAUUUCAAGUGCAUGCAAGACUAACUCUUGCAUGGUUCCAGGAGAAUGUAGUUUUAAUACUAGGCAAAAUCUUUGUAUUGAUGUGUUGACUCAAACAGUAUAUUGGCUCUACGCAUUAUUACGACUUCUGAUUUGGAUAAAAAGUUUGGAGAUAAUUUAAAAACUCCAGUGCAUAUUCCAGGUCUCUAAUUUGGAACUGGAUCUAAACUUUUUAAAGCUGUACAAUGUGUAGCAUAUAGAAAAAUAAUUUGUUUAUAUACAUUUUAUUUCUUUAUACCAACUGGUAGAACAACCUGUGCAGAACUGAUUUCAAGUUGGGAAAGUCCUUGAAUAUAGAUCAUAAAUUGCACUUGCAAAGAUAGUCUGUUAGAAUGUGGUAGUCUGGUUAGAAAGUUUGACGAAAAUUGGUUAAGUGACCAUGUAUGUGUUAUUAUUAUUUUUGUAAAAUGUUUUUAAUAUUGAGUAUCUUUACAUGGUAUCAUAAACUUUCUUAUUUUAA
Molecule: messenger RNA, 10420 nt
Organism: Macrobrachium nipponense
Lineage: Eukaryota; Metazoa; Arthropoda; Malacostraca; Decapoda; Palaemonidae
Biological process (GO): tRNA-type intron splice site recognition and cleavage
Cellular component (GO): tRNA-intron endonuclease complex
Source: RefSeq, a predicted model, not a curated record